GCAGUUAUUUUUAGGGCCUAUAAUGUGCUCAGUGUAUCAUAGAUUAAACUUAGAAUCCAAUAAUGUGAUUGUUCCAAGAUCUAAAUCCAGAACAGUCUUUUAUGUCUUCGUCUUUAAUCAAUGCAAGAAUUAUGACAUCUCCAAAUGAUCAUUAUCAUGCUCUGCUGCCAGUGUUUAUUGCCUUUGCACUGCUGUAAUGCUUCCCAGAAGAGACCAUAACUUGGAAAGCAGAUCCACUGGGACAGCAGUGAGCUUGGGAGCCAUGGGACCUCCCGGGACCACUCAAGAUGGGACAAGAGGACGCCGACCGUCUACACCCUAUCAACCAAAAUCCAUCGUGGUUGUCCAUUCAACACCAUCAGGGGAGAAAACACAGUGUGAGAGCUAUCUGAUAAAUACAGACACAGACAGACCACUUCCUCUUCCAGACAUCAUGCCAGGGACUUUUCCUGAGCUUGCAACAGCCAAGCGACGGCACAAAAGUACAACAGAUAUCCCAUAUCGGGGCAACGUGUGCCUGCUUCCACCGUCACCUCUUGGUUUCACCGAUACAGAACAAAAUCUCUUGCGCCGAUGCUCAUUAAGAGAGAUCAAAAGUGUUUCACGCUCCCCUCGUCACGCCCUCAGCGUCCCCAACAUGGGCACCAACAGUCCCCUCAGGGUUUUCCACAGCAGCCCUCUCCACAGCGCCCCACUCUCACCAGCACAAAGCAACAUAUCCAGCCCCACCAGGGAGAUGGAGAGGCUCGCCAAGGCUCGGAGUAAACUCCUGGAAAGCGAGAGUAACCAAACCCCGACGCUUCCCCCAGAAACCAGAGAGCAACUUCGCUACGUCUCCAAGGAUGGAAAGUGUCGCGUCAAUCUGUGUCACAUCUCUGAAAGGGGUCGCUUCCUGUCUGAUAUCUUUACCUCCUUUGUGGACCUCCAGUAUCGCUGGUUCCUGUUUGUCUUCAUGAUGUGCUAUAUCACCACCUGGUUCUUGUUUGCCGGUCUCUACUUCUUUAACGCUUCCUUUCGAGGCGAUCUCGAACAGGACCGUCAUCUCGACACCCCUGAGAACCACUUCGUAGAUAAGACGCCCUGCUACUUAGGCGUAGACGGCUUCAUCUCAGCUCUGCUCUUCUCAGUGGAGACACAACGCACCAUUGGCUAUGGUUCCCGCACUGUUUCUCCAACCUGCCAUGAGGGUGUGCUGCUGGUCAUGAUUCAAUGUAUUGUUGGGUCCAUGAUAGACGCCCUCAUGGUGGGUUGCAUGUUUGUUAAAAUAUCCCGACCUAAGAAGCGAGCAGAGACACUUCUUUUUAGUCGCACUUGCGUCAUUGCAAACCGGGACGACCAGCUGUGCUUGAUGUUCCGUCUGGGAGACCUGAGAGAAAGUCACAUGGUGGAUGCAAAGGUUCGCGCAAAGUUAAUCAAGUCCCGCCAAACAGCUGAGGGCGAGUUCUUGCCUCUUGAGCAGACUGAAAUCGAUCUCGGUUAUGAAACUGGGUCAGACAGACUUUUCUUGGUGGAGCCUCAAGUCAUUCAGCAUAAUAUCGACUCAAACAGUCCGCUGUGGGAGCUGGGCCCUGAGCAGUUUAGACGCCAACAGUUUGAGAUAAUCGUCAUCUUGGAGGGAAUUGUUGAGGCAACAGGGAUGAUGUGCCAAGCUAAAACAUCUUACAUCGAAACAGAGAUCGAGUGGGGCGCUCGCUUUGAACCCUGCAUGACGCUGGAGAAAGGUUCCUUCAGGGUGGACCUACGUCGGUUCCACACCACCUACCAGGUUCCGCUGCCUCACUGCAGUGCCAGCCAGGCUCACCAGUUCAUGACUCUGUCAGACCAGAAGCUCCAAAGCCACAAAUCUGGCCGAGACCUGGAAACCUGGACGGAAGGAGCAACUGAGGAGGACAAAACCAAGCAACCAUCUUAUGGAUUCAUUAUUGACAACAUUCAGGAAGAAAGAAUGUCCGAAACAAAUGAAAGUGAAGCAAGUGCAGAAGAAAGCAUGCCAUAAGAAGAGCUUAUGAAAGACAUUUUGCACUUUUUGUGUUAGUAUUUACAGUGAAUUAUUUAUCGAUAAGAAGAUUGCGGAUAGGCCUAGAGGACAUUGAAGCCACAGUAGGAAAAGCACACAAGUGUAAAUUAAACAUAUAACACUGUGUUUGAAUCGACUGUUUGUUGAGUUCACUUCAAAAUAACAUCCAUCAAGCUUUCCAGUCUAACAUCGUAAUGAUAAAAAAUUAAAACAGUUUAAUGAUUAA
Amphiprion ocellaris (clown anemonefish) is the source of this 2243-nucleotide messenger RNA. Its product is annotated as G protein-activated inward rectifier potassium channel 3-like. Gene Ontology annotation, molecular function: inward rectifier potassium channel activity. The transcript is spliced from 3 exons. Gene Ontology annotation, cellular component: plasma membrane. Gene Ontology annotation, biological process: potassium ion import across plasma membrane; regulation of monoatomic ion transmembrane transport. Bases 197 to 1996 code for a protein of 599 amino acids. The record is from RefSeq and is a predicted model, not a curated record. NCBI's taxonomy places the organism in Eukaryota, Metazoa, Chordata, Actinopteri, Pomacentridae.